UUAAUUAAUUGAUUAAUUUUAGGAUAGAAGGGAAGAAGAGGCGCCCAACAAACAAACAACAGACAACAGUCAAGAGAAGUAUGAUAAUGGAGGUGAGGUGAGGUCCGUUGUUGAGGCAGCCAGAGAGAUAUAAAAUUAAAAUAAAAAAAAUGAUUUUUCACAAAGUACCAAAACUCACUAUCACUAGGGAGUAGGGAGGGAACUCACCAAGAACCAAAAAAAAAAAAUACAUGUUAUCUAUGGCGAUGGAAGCAAAGCUCCACAACCCUCCACCAUUUUCACCCCACCUUGUAUCUCUUUCUUCCAAUUUAGAUUCCCUUCCCAUUAUUCUCCAAAACUUCUCUAUAUGCUCAUAUCAAACCCUCCAAUCUUGAUUUCAUUUUAAACCUCUUCUUUCGACUCUUCAAAAUGGUAGGUUCCGAGCUUGCUUACUCUAAUGGAGGGCCACACUCUCAGGUGGCGCCUCCAUUUUCUUUUUCUUCGAAUUCGAGUUUCUUUGUUAACGGUGGCUUGUUUCUCGAGCCCACGGUUUCUAAAUUUCUUCUUGGUUCGCUGACAAUGGUGGCGGAGGAGGAAAGACAGUGUUCAGCUUCGAUUGGGGUUUCUGGGUCUGUUUCUUCGUCGGCUUGUCGACCUAAAGUGGUGGUCGGAGGAAGGUUUUCUUCGGUGAGCUUGAGAAGCGACGGGAUUGUUCGGGAAACGAAGAGGUGUUUGGUUCAGAGCGGAUAUGAGGGUUCUGAGGAAGCAGUGGUCGAGGAAAGGAAGAAGGAGGAGAAAAUUAGGGUUCGGGGAGGAGCUGCCAUGAACACCACCAAGCAUUUAUGGGCUGGUGCUAUUGCAGCUAUGGUUUCCAGAACUUUUGUCGCCCCACUUGAGAGACUAAAGCUGGAAUAUAUAGUUCGUGGUGAGCAGAAGAAUCUAUUUGACCUCGUCAGAACAAUAGCUGCUUCUCAAGGUGUGAGAGGCUUUUGGAAAGGAAAUCUCGUUAACAUUCUUCGUACUGCUCCAUUUAAAGCAGUCAACUUUUAUGCUUACGAUACUUACAGAAAGCAAUUGCUCAAAUUUUCUGGGAAUGAGGAGACCACAAAUUUUGAGAGAUUCAUUGCUGGUGCUGCAGCUGGCAUCACUGCUACUAUACUCUGCUUACCACUUGACACAAUCCGAACUAAAAUGGUCGCACCUGGUGGAGAAGCCUUGGGUGGUGUUAUUGGUGCUUUUCGCUACAUGAUCCAAACUGAAGGAUUUUUUUCCCUUUACAAGGGCUUAGUACCCUCCAUUCUAAGUAUGGCACCUUCAGGUGCAGUAUUCUAUGGUGUAUAUGAUAUACUGAAAUCAGCUUAUCUGCAUUCACCAGAAGGUAGGAAACGAAUUCAUAACAUGAGCCAGGGGCAGGAACUCAAUGCUUUCGAUCAGUUAGAGUUGGGACCAGUUAGGACAUUGCUGUAUGGUGCUAUUGCUGGUGCUUGCGCUGAAGCUGCAACUUACCCUUUCGAGGUUGUGCGGAGACAGCUUCAAUUGCAAGUUCAGGCAACUAGAUUGAGUGCCCUGGCAACUUGUUUGAAAAUUGUCGAGCAUGGAGGAGUACCAGCUCUCUACGCAGGACUAAUUCCCAGCUUGCUACAGGUACUUCCAUCAGCUUCAAUAAGUUAUUUCGUCUAUGAAUUCAUGAAGAUAGUUCUUAAAGUUGAAUGAAGAGGGAAAUUGAUAUCGGAAAAAGAAUAGGCGAGGGAGGUUGUACAACGAGUGAAAGAGAAUAUAUUUGCAUGGAAAAAGGUAGGAAAUUGAAUCUUUCUCACGAUUCCUACCUAUGGCAAGACACUUGAUUUCCAUUGACAACAAAAGAAAGUUGAUUUUUGAUAAGGAAAUAAAAUCUCACCCCCACGAGGCAGGAUCUUAUUAUGCUCAUUAUUUCUGCACAUUAAGCAAGAUAAGGUCUUUUAUGCUUUUGACAUGUGGUAAGUGUUUGUGAGCAAUUAUUUAGAUUAUAUUGUAUAUUACCUCCAUUUUUCUAUCCGCACAAAAUUGAAUUAUUAUUAUUAUUAUUAUUAUUAUUAUUAUCAGAAAAUUGAAUUUAUUAAGACUACCAAAAA
Molecule: messenger RNA, 2090 nt
Organism: Cannabis sativa
Lineage: Eukaryota; Viridiplantae; Streptophyta; Magnoliopsida; Rosales; Cannabaceae
Product: probable mitochondrial adenine nucleotide transporter BTL3
Exons: 4
Coding region: 409-1692 (427 amino acids)
Biological process (GO): transmembrane transport
Source: RefSeq, a predicted model, not a curated record